This is a messenger RNA of Branchiostoma floridae (Florida lancelet), 2648 nucleotides long. RefSeq names its product TLC domain-containing protein 2-like. Gene Ontology annotation, cellular component: plasma membrane. The coding region runs from base 114 to 839 and encodes 241 amino acids. The transcript has 4 exons. The record is from RefSeq and is a predicted model, not a curated record. Lineage: Eukaryota; Metazoa; Chordata; Leptocardii; Amphioxiformes; Branchiostomatidae. Gene Ontology annotation, biological process: phospholipid homeostasis; membrane assembly; plasma membrane organization.
UACUCAACCAAUCUCUGACCAUGUGAUCAGAAUCAAAUCUGCUUUGGGCGCGGAGUAAGGCAUUGGAGUAGUGUUUCUUCAAGACGGGCCCUUUUCUUCGUUGGAACGCAAGCAUGGAAACUGGUGUGGUGGGGCCUUCCGUGGCCGUUAUGUCCAUGGUAGUAUUCGGCGUGAUCAGCAGAACGGUCCUGAGGUUUCCCAUGCCGAAAAGUGUGCGCAACCCGUGGAAGUGGACCAACACUUUCGUCUCGCUCGUCCACAGCUCGCUGACGGGCCUUGGCGCUCUGCUCUGUUUUUACCAGGCACCAGAAAUGACCAAAGAUCUGAUCACACCAGUUACCAUGCCCUCUCAUCUACUGGUGUCAAUGUCUACUGGUUAUUUCAUGUAUGAUGUUCUAGAUUUGUUUGUGAGCAAGAAGGCAAAGUCUCACUGGGAGCUUGUUCUUCAUCACAUUACAGUUAUAGCGUGCUUUGGCUGUGCCGUUGUCACCAAGCUGUACACAGGGUUUGCACUGGUGGCUCUAACCAUCGAACUCAGCAGUGCUUUCCUACACAUCCGACAACUCUUACACAUGGGCGGCGUCAGCAAACGCAACGUUAUAUACCGCACCAACAGCAUGAUCAACAUCGGGAUGUACAUCUUGUUCCGCAUCUGUACGCUAGCGUGGAUGACGAGAUGGAUAGUCAUCAAUCGGGACAUGAUUCCGUUCAUUCCGUUCACGCUGGGAAGCGUUGGCCUCGCUAUCAUGACCAUCAUCAACGUGUUCCUGUUUUUCCGCCUGCUACAAAGUGACUUUUUGCAAAAGAAGCCAAAACACAAAGACUGGUUCUCCGAGUAGGACAUUUCUGUCCUUUGCUUUUGAUGUUAUGUGUCCUUUUUCUUGUCAUUGAUUUUGAUGGAUUGUAUUUUUUUCUUUAAUGUUGGUAAAUAGAUCUAAUAGGACAAUCAGGGUUGAAUGUUUGGUAUGUUUUGUGGAUGCCAGAAAAAACACUCUACAGGAAACUUAGCUGUUGCUGUUUAGCAUUAUAAUAAAUAUCGUAUCAUAUCAGUGAGCUUGACCUACAGAAAAUUUCCUUCAAGUUGGAACACACAUUGAAUGAAUGAAUUUAUUGCUCAACAAUCGUACAGGGUACAAUGUAUGGCAAUUGAUAACAACUAUUAGAUAUACAGACAGUAGUUCUGUCUGUAUAUCUAACAGACAGACAGAACACAGUAGUAUGAAUGUGAAAGUUGAUAUUUUAAAUGUAGAACAUGCCUGACCACUGUAUAUGAUAUAUGCCCUAAGCUGUGCUAAAAAAAUUAUGUCAGUAUUAUAGACCAAAUCUCUCAUGAUUCCUGAAAGAAUAUUGCCUAGUUAGAAUAUAGUGAACUUCAGGUAUGACUUGCCUAGUCAAGGCUAUUUGUAUAUUAUUAAUAUGGUGAACACAGGUUUCCUCCAACCUUUUGGCAGUACAUUUUUGUAACAUAAAUACAGGAUGUAUUUUGUUAUCCAGGAUUCCUUAAGAGAUUGCCAAAUCAUUAAUCUCACUGGUACUGUAUUUUGCAAAAACAUGUAACAUUAGUGCUAAGCUACCUGAAAGUUUCUUUGAAUUGAGUACAUAUGGAAUGACCUAAGUGCACUUUUAAGAAUGCAUUUCAUUUCAUUUUUCCUUCAUUUAUUUUACCAGGGACGGCAGUACCGGAAUAGUUUUUGCUCCAUACAAUUCAGGAAUCUCAUCAUAGAUAUAUGCCAUGUACAUGUAUAUAUUAUGCAAUCUACAGGCUUGUUGCCACGUAUUUAAAUACAUACAUGUAUAAGCUCUCAGCUCAGGUCAGUCUCUAGAUAUUAAAACACUGACAUUUUCAACUCUGCAAACUGGUGGAAAAUAAUAAGCAGAGAUGAUGGAAUACAGAUGUGCAGUUUCAUGUCAUCAGUAGGUCAGGAACUCCAUUGGGCCUGCUUAAUGUACUAAUUAAUGAGCUGAAUGGAUAUGUUGGCAUGACCUUUACUCAGGUGCUUGACAUUAUUUUAUUGCAUUGACAUCUUACAAAGAGAUUAGGCAGAUAUAUUAUAUAUAUAGUGGGAUCUGAUUAUGACAUGCCCCUAUGCUUACUGUAUAAUUUUAUCAGCUUGGGUUUGAUUUAAAGAGAUUGAUUGUAUGAAAAUGUGAAAAGGAGACAAAAAUCUAUAUUUCUUUAAAAGUUUUAAUUGAUGUGAAAGUUGUGACAUUGACCGCAUACUAGUUUUCCCGAUCUUUUACUUAUGGAACAACUAAAUGCUAAGAUAGCAUGGCUCCCAAAUUUUAGGUAGAUCUGUCCUGUGAACUGUUGCAAUUAUGACUUUUACCAAAUAAUUUACAAAAAGUGUGAUGAGACAUUGUGGUCAAUGAACAUCUGCAGCUACAUGUAAUUGAUUGGGGCCUUACAACAAAGAACUGUUGUAUUAUUGUAAUUUGUAGUUAGCUUAUUUUAGACCAAUCUGUAUCAGUCACAAUGUAACAUUUUUAUUUCUUAUCUGUUAUAUUGGCUGUUCUUGAUUUACUUUGAACCGUAUAAUCUAUUUGAUGACAAUACUAAUAUAAUGUUUUGUACAUUUCUACAUUUUGCAAUUCAGAAGGAUGUUUACAAUGAAAAUGAAUAAUAUGAAAAUAGAUUUAUUACAGAUAUG